UCGGAGGCAGGUGGCGAUAUUCAGGUUCGAUCCGAGUCGCGCGGGGCCGCCUUGCACGGUGCUGAGACCUCAUUCCAGGUGGCGGACCGCCGAAAGCGUGUCAGAGACGUUCGUGCGCGCUGACUGGAAGGUCGAAAGUGGCGUCGUGCAUAAAUCCGGUGGAGCAGCCGGCGGGAUAGUCGCGAGGACACGCGACGAUCGACGUAUAAACCAGCGGUCGAGGCGGGUCGGCGGUGUUAGUCGCGUGCGAUCCAUCCGCGGGCGUUCUAUCCGAGCGAUCGAUACGUCGAGGCGACGACGAUCGCUGAGAACAGGUGGAAUCGCGACGGUGGUCCGUCAGUCUGUCCGUUCGUCCUCCUCCUCCUCCUCCUCCUCCUCCACCUCCUCUUCCGUAUCUCCUAGCUGUGCUCCCUCUUCGCGUUCCUCGUCCUCACGUCGCUCAUCAAUCGCGUACACACACGCGCGCGCACCCGCGCGCUGCUCGCGAAACGGAGCGAGGCGUUCGCGCUGGUGAUUUCAACGCACGGUGCAGAAAUCACCGGAAGACCGGUGAGAGAACCGUGAGGAUAUACCGCUGACGACGAGCGCGCGCGCGCCAUCGGGUCAUCGCGACCUGCGGAUCCUCCUUUCCUGUGGCCCAGCUGGCGAUUCCGCGGGGAAUUCGGACGAGUCAGCAGAGGAAGACAGGUAGACUGACACAGGCGGAGAAACAUGCCCGGCAGCCAGGGCGGAAGCAGCCAUCGGGGCCGCUCGCGGACGACGCCGAGGCGAGGAUUAUGAGGACGUCGCACGCAUCGAGAGCGAAACGCUGCGCCGAGCGAGACUGUAGCGAGCGGUGAUCGGGAGCGGAGCCGGAGGAAGAUCCGGUGUGGAGAAGAGCGACGACAUACGCGGCGAGGCAGGCGGCGGCGAGGUGUCUUUCCUGGACACGGCUUAGGCACAUCAUGUACCGGCCGAAUUUCUACGAGAGCACGUGUCUGAGGUGCGCCCAGACCGUCUACCAGGUCGACAGGGUGGGCCCCUUGAAGGACUUCACGUUCUUCCACGCGGGCUGCUUCAAGUGCGCGAUCUGCGGCACCAAGCUCACCCUGAAGACCUAUUACAAUAACCAGCACACCAUCAACGACAAGGAGGUGUACUGCAGCAGUCAUGUGCCGAAACCCGGGCCCGGGACCUUGGACGGGUCCAGCGUAGGCAUCAGAAGCGCUCUCAAUGUGCCCAGAAGCGGUUACGUGAACGAGCAGAUCAGGGCGGGCGGCGCGUCGCCGCGUGGUGUCUACCCACCUUGUUACGAUAAUGUAGACUCGCCUAAUUAUGCCAGGCACCUGAACGGCCACGGCUCGCCGCCGGCGACGAACUCGUCGUCCCAGCGUGAUUUCCAUGGAGGAGGCGGCGGCGGGGGCGGUGGCGGCGGCACCUCGUCGCCGUACAAUCACAAUUAUUCGGGCGACGGCAGCUAUCAGUACGGCAGGUUCGACGCGAGCGCCCUUCACAUCGCCCAUGCACUCAAGCAAACCGAGCUCCAGAAGGGCUACAGCAAGGCGCGCGAGAAACCCAUCGAUUACUAUCUGGAUCGGGAUGAGCAGACACGUCUCGAGAUGAAACAUCGGAAGGAGGAGGACGAUCUAUACCGGAAGUUCGCUCACCAUCGCGAGGAAGAAGACAGACGGAUCCGCGAGGAAUUCCGGGACGAGUGGGAGAAGGAGCUGGAGCAAUUGUCGGCGAGAUGGGAACGAGAAAAAGGCGGAAGAGUUCGCACCCAACAAUUUCAGCAGGAGAAGGAGGACCUGGAGAAGAACAUGACUCUACGCAGGGACAAGAAGAAAGAGAGUCUCACGCGCAAGAUGCUGGAACACGAACGGGCGGCAACCGCCGCGCUGGUAGAGAAACAGAGCUCGGAGAUGCUGGAGCUGAUCAAUGAGGCGAGGAGCGAGUACAUGCUCCAAGAGAGUUUAUAUCUCGACGAGGGAGACGGUUAUGCUCAGGAGGCACCGCCCCCGCCUUAUCCAUCGCGCGCGCCACCCCCGCAGCCCCCGGCCCUCGCCAAGUAUCACAUCUACAAUGAUCCGUUGGAGUUCGCCGACAUGGAUCAGAUAGCUAUUUCGGUAGCCCAGGAAGAUCAAAAAACGUUCACUGAUUUAGUGCGGCAGUUGGUGAGCAGAUGCGGGUCGGAUAUAGAAAAGGCGCGGACGAUAUUCCGAUGGAUCACCGUGAAAAAUCUCAACACUAUGCAGUUCGACGAGAACCUACGGGGGGACACUCCCAUGGGUCUGCUGAGAGGCAUCAAACACGGCACCGAGAGUUACCACGUUCUGUUCAAACGACUGUGCAGUUACGCCGGCCUGCACUGCGUGGUCAUCAAGGGUUACAGCAAGUCGGCCGGCUAUCAGCCGGGUGUCUGCUUCGAGGACAACCGAUUCCGAAACAGCUGGAACGCCGUGUACGUGGCAGGUGCAUGGCGAUUCGUUCAGUGUAAUUGGGGGGCGCGACAUCUUGUCAAUGCUAAAGAAGUUCCCCGUCCUGGUCAGGCGAAGGCCAAGAACGACAGUCUCAGGUACGAGUACGACGAUCAUUAUUUCCUCACGGAUCCCCGGGAGUUCAUAUACGAAUUUUUCCCUCUGCAAGAGGAGUGGCAGUUGCUGAAACAACCGAUUUCACUCAAGGACUUCGAGGAGCUACCUUUCGUGCGAUCUUUAUUCUUCAGGUACGGUCUUUACUUUCCGGAUACGAAUACGAAUGCCGUUAUGUACACGGAUUCCACUGGCGCUGCGACCGUGAGGAUAGCGAUGCCGGCGCAUAUGCAAUCAUCCCUUAUCUUUCAUUAUAAUCUCAAGUUUUACGACAACGACGGCGAUGGUUACGACGGCGUGUCGCUCAAGCGUUUUGUCAUGCAGUCGGUCGUGGGGAACAUAGUAGCGUUUCGGGUCCACGCACCGUGCUCGGGCGCCUUCCUCCUGGACAUAUUUGCCAACGCGGUGACGCCGAAGGAGUACUUGACGGGCGAGCCAAUGAAGUUCAAGAGCGUGUGCAAAUUCAAAAUUGCAUGCGAAGAACUGCAGACGGUGAUGGUGCCGUUGCCGGACUGCGCCAGUGGCGAAUGGGGCCCUACAAAAGCAACCAGGUUAUUCGGACUUAUACCCAUCACUCAUCAGGAGGCACUGGUGUUCGCCGGCCGCGAACUGGAGAUUCAAUUUCGCAUGUCGAGGCCGUUGACGGACUUCAUGGCGACUCUGCAUAAGAACGGCAUCGAGGAGAAGCGCCUGUCCAAGUACGUGACGCAUUCCAUCGCUGACGACGACGUGGUCACCUUUUCCAUAAGCUUCCCCGAGGAGGGUCAGUACGGCUUGGACGUCUACACCAGAGAGUCCACGACCGCGGCGGCCGUGCAGCAUGACGUCACCGGCGAGAAGCAUCUGCUCACGCACUGCUGCAAAUAUCUCAUCAACUCCAGCAAGAGGAAUUGAGGCCGUUCCUCGAGGCUGCUCUCGAGUAGCUUCACCUCCGCCUUGUCUGCCGGAAAUUCCCGUUGGCCGAGCGAACAGUGAUCGUUACAGGGCGCAGAGGUCGGUUUUCCGACGCUCGUUAAAGGACCAAGUCGAGGAAUCGCGUUUCACUCGAGACCAUCGUCGAGACGCCUUUAGCGUCGGGACGUUGAAAUAUUUGUAGAGAGACGGCGAACGUUAUCGGGACGAGAAAGUUUUACGAUUUUGAGAGUCCUGUCCUUACGACGUUCUCGUUCAUCGGGAAAGCGUCUCGGGGAAGCGCGAUCGGUCAUUACUCGCCGACGAUGCGCUGCGUCGUGAAUAGAAAUAUCACGGAAGGAAGGCAGGCAGGAAGAAAGGGAGAAAGGAGAUCGGCCGAAUGUAGCGAGUACCGGCCAAGACAAUGGCGAGAGAGCCGCUUCGCGCGUCAUUACUUAAGGACUACUUUUAGGUCGCGCGGAUUAGACCGGCGCGGCACGCAAUUUCGAGCUGACACGCUACCUCGAGUCUAACAAUAGGCUUACGACCUGGAGAUAACCGCUAAUGUAAAACUAACUGCGCGUUUCCCGUCGCGGGAGACAUCUCCCCUCCUUCCCUCCUCUCUCUCUCUCUCUCGAAGGGUCGUCGCGGACCGUCGCGACGGAUAACGUCGUGCUCUCGUGCGUCUCGAUCACGAGACGAUUUUCGGAGGAACACCUACACGGGAUAUUUCCUCGGGAAUACUCGGGAGAACGAUCGUCGCGUCGCUUGCAUAUCACCUGGCGAGUAUUUUCCACGUAACGAUCCUCCCUCGCGGUCGUGCACCCCUUACGUAAUGUAUCGACUAAAUUAUUGCGAUCCGCGAAGCCACGUCGUAACGAUUUCACCAUGAAGCUUUACUUUCACCGAGAGAGACGUUUAUGUUUAUCGUGGAUAAUAAUACUAGCACGUAGAAUCACAUCUAUUAUAUUGCACAUUCCCACGGUAAGUCGCGCUAUGUUCGUAUCAGGUCACACGUGGUGCGUGCGAGUCGAGAAUAUAAUAUAAAGAGAAGUAUAUAAUAUAUAUAUUUUUAUGUACGAAAGAUGCUUCUGUAUAUAAUGUACGUAUACGAUCAUUACGACCUGAAAAUAGCGUUAUCGACGGAAUGAGCAUGGAGUAUAAUUUACACCUAAGUUCACGGGGACAAUCGACCGAUCUGCUUUCAUCCGUCCGCGAAUUUACUUUACAUACAUAUACUUUAUUUUUCACUUUGCGGCGAGAAUCGCGUGCACAGCGGACCGAAUUGCAAUUCGCGAGUCUUGAUUAUUACUCCAAACUGCAGCGGUCGACUGCGGCUAAUUAAGGAUUAAUUAAACACCGCGGAUCAGCAUGAUGAAUUUAGGUACCUGUCCACUAAAGUCGCGGAAACUUUACGAGUUUCACUUUUAUACCGACUAAUCAAAUCGCAAUGCUAAGAGAAGUUCAUUUUAAAAUAAUAAAUUAGACGUAGUUUAUAUAAAAAAUGCCUAAAAGAAUAUCGAUCGCGGAAAUUGGUACAUUUUCGAGUCGUAAUUGUCGAAAUGCAGGUGCUAUACUUUGUAUUGUUUCAUUACACUUAUUUGCACGAUCGAGUAGUAGUCAUACGAGUAUCUAGUAGCUGAAUAGUAUUCGCGUCAACGGCGAUGCGGGCGCACAAAAAUGUUGUUUGUAACAGUUAAGACGAAUAUUAUAGACUUGUUAAUCUUAUGUAAUAUUAUUCCCUCUCUCUCUUUCGUUAUCAAUUAAAAUUUUAACAACGCUUACAAGAAAAGCUCCCACACGCAUUAUUAUCUCAUAUAAUAAGCAUAACGCGAGCUUACGACGCCUUUUGUUAUCCAUUAACGUUCACAAGUGUAAAUUAAUUUUUCUAUAUUAUAUAUAGCCACUUGAUAAAAAAAAUUGAUAUUCUUGUAUAAAGAUUCAAUAAAUUAAUUUUCACGACAAAUAAUUUC
Odontomachus brunneus is the source of this 5434-nucleotide messenger RNA. It is a transcript of the gene Hil, whose product is annotated as hillarin. The record is from RefSeq and is a predicted model, not a curated record. Bases 945 to 3464 code for a protein of 839 amino acids. NCBI's taxonomy places the organism in Eukaryota, Metazoa, Arthropoda, Insecta, Hymenoptera, Formicidae. The transcript is spliced from 12 exons.